Molecule: messenger RNA, 1975 nt
Organism: Penicillium brasilianum
Lineage: Eukaryota; Fungi; Ascomycota; Eurotiomycetes; Eurotiales; Aspergillaceae
Source: the annotation of a GenBank genome assembly
ACCCAACCUGCUUAUAGCUGGUCGGAACCCCCUCCCCCAGACAAGUCGCUUUAUUCUCUGGGGUUCCUCGGUCUUUCCGCUUUUCGUUCAAACAGUCACUCGUUUAAGACAGUCAUUUAUUCAAAGCAGUCAUUCUUUUUCAUAUCACAACCAAGAUGCGUGGCUCCAAGAUCGCCCAAGUGAUGGCCCUGGGACUGGCCUCGGCCACGUUAACAACAGCAGCAGCAGACGAUGCGUCUUAUGACGCUUCGCUGAACUUCCGACCGGGUAAUGUGACUUUCAGCGAUCUGUAUCAUUGGGUUGGAUCAUAUUAUAAUGGUUCCACGACGAUCGAGAUCAAGUCCUUUGGUGGAAUCGCUGCGCAGGAAGAAGGGACCGAGGACACGACCUGGUGCCCGAACUUGAAGGGAAACACCUACAGCAGCAAGUUUGAUACAAUCCUUGGACUCACAGAGCGGGGCAAAUACAAUGCUGGCAGCAACCCCCUCAACGUUGUCCUGACCUUGUGGGACCCGGACUUCAAUUUCAGUGUGUUGAACGCAAGUGAAGAAAUUACGGAUCUACCGUGGGACUGGGCGCUUUUCUCUUCGUUGCCUCUAGAUUCCUACAAUGGCUCUUUCACGGAACCGGAUCUCUUCGACCUCACACUCACCGAGACCGGAAAGGCACCCUACAACGUUUCGAGUACCUUCACCCAAUAUGGCAGCGAAAGCACGUUCGAUACAACUUACCCGAUUGUGUUCAAUAUGACAUCCUGCAAUGGAACCCAGGCCAUUGAUUGGUCUGCAUACAUGAUCUCCAACUACUACUGGCCAAGCAUGGGAUCCAAUUUUUCGUAUCCAGACCCAACUUUUGACAUUGUGUUUGACGACAAGACUGCCAACCUGAGCCUGAAUGCUUACAUUCAAGCCAUCCAAGGCUGUGAAGAUAGGCCUACAAACCAAGAUUUCUGCGAGGCAGACACGAUAAUCGAGGCUAAGAUGACAAUUACGUUCGAGGGAACGAUUGACUCUUAUCAUUCAGAUGAGCUGGAAACCAAUGGCUCCAAGCCUUCUUGGCUCAAGACAGUUGGCUUCAACAACAGUACCAAAACAACUGGAAAUAGUACUACUGGCAGCGGCAACAGCGACAAGAAGAAUGCCUCCAGUGGUCGUCAAUACCCGAGCGCAUUCCCACUUGCCGCCGGCAUCAUCGCAGUUCUAUUUUCUUCUCUGUACAUUUAGCCGCAACACAAUACAGUACUCAAUGCGAUCGCCAAAUAUUUGUCCUUCUUGGACGCCUCCCGCGUCAGCUUAAGACAAACUACUCCUUUAUUAUAUUGAAGCGCCUUCCAAAGUAAAGCUGUUCCACGCUCUUUGGACUCCGGCAGAGACUAUAAGGCACUCUUGUUGCUCCGGCAAUUCUUGUGGUAACAUUAGCCCGGCGUCUAUCAACGACGAGGCCAGUUCUGAUGUCUUUUGAGGCACAGAAAAGCAUCCACGGUGCAAUGGAGUGGCCUCUGUGGUUAAAAUGCAGCCCAGAGUUGAAUAAAAGCCCAUUUUGCGGACAAGGGGUUUGAUAUCUUCGAUCGCCCUGAGGUUACGAUAAUGACGGUCUCGUCCGUACCCAGAGAUCAGAGCCAAGGGAAGUGUUGCUCUGAGUAGCUUGUGAUGACACCAAGUCCUGAAUUGAACACAAUUCGGUAUGCAAGAUCUGGAACUCGGCCCUUGACCAUCCAAUUAUCGCAUUUGUUUUCAUUUUCCCCGACUUUACCUUCAAAGUCAAAGCCCAUUCCGAUCUGAGUUACGGACAAGAUUUAUGACAGAUAGCCUAUUCGCAUUGUAAUAGAAGUCAGGGAACUUCUCAACCGUGAAUGUACAAGGAAUUACUUCGUCUCAUAUUGAAGAUGUUGAAUUCGGAUGCUUUGGAAACGGAUUGAAACUUUGGCAGGAAAAAUACACAUAAAGAUGCGAGGGUCAAACAAUUUCAAAGGUAG